Molecule: messenger RNA, 20685 nt
Organism: Coregonus sp. 'balchen'
Lineage: Eukaryota; Metazoa; Chordata; Actinopteri; Salmoniformes; Salmonidae
Source: the annotation of a GenBank genome assembly
CAUCCCUUGUGCAGAAUAUUACAAGUCAGCAGCCAAGUAAAGAUUGACCUUUCAUUCCGUUAGGCAGUCAGUCGUGAGGGAUCUAUCAAGGUAAGUGUCUCAUGAAAUCGUCUGCUACUCUGUGUGAUGUUUACAAAUGCUGGCGUUUUUACUUAAUACAGUAGCUAGUUAAUAAAUUCAGGAACGUAUUAAUUUAGCUAGCUAACGUUAGCUAGCUAAUCCUUGGUUUUCACUGCUAGUCAUGGGGAUGUGGCUAGUCACUGUUGUGCAUGCUAUGCGAAACAAUGUCCCCAUGCUAAAGUUCACUCAAAUAUAUUGGUUGAUUUGCAAAAUGGCUAGUUGAAAAAGUCAUCGCUACCUAUGGGCUGCUCUCUCUCUCUCGCGCUGACUGUCACUGUCACACACACGGUUGUCGACCUGUAGCCUACAUCACUCAGGGCCUGCGUCCUCUCUCCCUGCUGAAGACAGUGAUACUAUGCUGCCUGAUAAGGAUGGACUAUGUGGUGGUGGUGGAGGCCAGGCCACAUCGGGAGAAGACCCCUCAGUGAGCCUGUUUAGAGAGUACCUCCGCCUCAGGACUGUCCACCCAGAGCCUGACUAUGGUAAGUUAUGGAUCUGUGUUCAAUGUCUCUAUACGGUGGAUGUACAUCUUCUAUGAUAAUGUCUGCAUCCAAAAUGUGACACUUCUCUAUAUAGUGCACUACUUCUCACCAUAUAGUAGGAAAUAGGGUGCUAUUUGGGACAUAGACAAUGUCACACUUUGUGUGGACAAGGUUUUGUGUACACCACCACACAGUAUCAUACAUCUAACCAAUAUACAGUGCAUUCGGAAAGUAUUCAGACCCCUUCACUUUUUCAACAUUUUGUUAUUCUAAAAUUGAUCAAAUAGAUUUUUUCCCUCAUCAAUCUAAACACAAUAGGGAAAGGGGGAUACCUGGUCAAUUGUACAACUGAAUGCAUUCAACUGAAAUGUGUCUGUCGCAUUUAACCCAACCCCUCUGAAUCAGAGAGGUGCGGGGUGCUGCCUUAAUCAACAUCCACAUCAUAGGUUAACUGCCUUGCUCAGGGGCAGAACAACAGAUUUUUACAUUGUCAGCUCGGGGAUUCGAUCCAGCAACCUUUCAGUUACUGGCCCAACGCUCCUACCCGCCAGGCUACCUCAUAAUGACAAAGCAAAAAUAGGUUUUUACAUUUACGUAAGUAUUCAGACCCUUUACUCAGUACUUUGUUGAAGAACCUUUGGCAGCGAUUAUAGCCUUGAGUCUUCUUGGGUAUGACGCUACAAGCUUGGCACACCUGUAUUUGGGGAGUUUCUCCCAUUAUUCUCUGCAGAUCCUCUCAAGCUCUGUCAGGUUGGAUGGGGAGCGUCGCUGCACAGCUAUUUUCAGGUCUCUCCAGAGAUGUUCGAUCGCAUUCAAGUCUGGGCUCUGGCUGUGCCACUCAAGCACAUUCAGAGACUUGUCCUGAAGCCACACCUGGGGUGUCCUGGCUGUGUGCUUAGGGUCGUUGUCCCGUUGGAAGGUGAACCUUCACCCCAGUCUGAGGUCCUGAGCGCUCUGGAGCAGGUUUUCAUCAAGGAUCUCUUUUCUUUUGCCAUGUUCAUCUUUCCCUCGAUCCUGACUAGUCUCCCAGUCCCUGCUGCUGAAAUACAUCACCACAGCAUGAUGCUGCCACCACCAUGCUCCACCAUAGGGAUGGUGCCAGGUUUCCUCUAGACGUGACGCUUGGCAUUCAGGCCAAAGAGUUCAAUCUUGGUUUCAUCAGACCAGAGAAUCUUGGCAAACUCCAAGCGGGCUGUCAUGUGCCUUUUGCUGAGGAGUGGCUGCCGUCUGGCCACUCUACCAUAAAGGCCUGAUUGUGGAGUGCUGCAGGGAUGGUUGUCCUUCUGGAAGGUUCUCCCAUCUCCACAGAGGAACUGUGGAGCUCUGUCAGAGUGACCAUUGGGUUCUUGGUCACCUCCCUGACCAAGGCCCUUCUCCCCCGAUUGCUCAGUUUGGCUGGGCAGCCAGCUCUAGGAAGAGUCUUGGUGGUUCCAAACUUCUUCCAUAAAAGAAUGAUGAAGGCCACUGUUUUCUUGGGGACCUUCAAUGUUGCAGACAUUUUUUGCUACCCUUCCCCAGAUCUGUGCCUCGACACAAUCCUGUCUUGGAAAUCUACGGACAAUUCCUUCGACCUCAUGGCUUGGUUUUUGCUCUGACAUACACUGUCAACUGUGGGACCUUAUAUAGACAGGUGUGCACCUUUCCAAAUCAUGUCCAAUCAAUUGAAUUUACCACAGGUGGACUUCAAUGAAGUUGUAGAAUCAUCUAAAUUAUGAUCAAUGGAAACAGGAUGCACCUGAGCUCAAUUUCGAGUCUCAUAGAAAAGGGUCUGAAUACUUAUGUAAAUAAGGUAUUUCUGUUUUUUUUUAUUUUGAUACAUUUGCUAACAUUUCUAAAAACCUGUUUUCACUUUGACAUUAUGGGGUAUUGUGUGUAGAUUGACAUUUUUAAUAAAUUUUAGAAUAAGGCUUUAACGUAACAAAAUGUGGAAAAAGUCAAGGGGUCUGAAUACUUUACGAAUGCACUGUAGCUACCAUAAAUAAGUGAUCUACUGUACAAUCCUUUCUUCAACCCUUAACACUGGACUAUAUAAAGCUGAAAGAAAUAAAUCGGACUGAAGGCAAGCACUUGGCUAAUUAUUACCUGCCAUGGUGUAAGGUCCACUUCUUAUCAGUAACGUAACUUUUGGAUUACCCAAGCUCAGUAGCAGGCGCCGAACCGAAUGAGUGUGCUCGCAUACUCCCUUAAAAGACAUUUGCUUGAAAAAUGAGAAAAAGCAGCAAUAGUACUGUUUGUUCAUUUUGAGUUGGCGUAGCCAGUAUACUUCCUCAAAAUAGUCACAAUUGAUCUAAGAUAACUCAAGAAAUCUUAGUCGUGCAAUUGUACAUCUAACUAAGAUUUUUAGUGCAGUAUUUCUCAAUGAAAAAAUGUGCAUGAAAACGAGUUGUCUCGUUGAAUGACAACAGACUUUUUAUUGAAGAAUCCCUACAGUUGACCAAUCACUGACGAAGGGCUGUAGACUUCGGCUCCGAACUUCGGCAUGCCUCCAGAAUUUUUGGGGCGUGCCCGAACAACCUAAAAAACGCUCUCUGAAAACGAACAAAAACGUCACAAAAUGUAAUCAUAAUAUAUGCAUAAACUCCACCAAACUGUUUCGGCUAGGAAGCAUGGGGACGCCUUUAGGCCUAUGGAUUGAGCAAUAAAAGCCCCACUGUGAUCUUCUUAAAUUAAACUUGUUUUUGACCGUGUGGAGCGCAACACCACAGAGGAAUACCACAGUUGUACAACUUUUAUUCCAUAGGCUGGGAUCCGCACUAUGCAGCAAUUGCAAGAGCGCAUUUUUCACUGGCUGUCCAUCUGGUUGCAAAAACAAUGAUUGAUAGGCAGCUUAAACUUCUUCAUAUCAGCCAUUAUUGGGCUAAAAUGCACAUGCAUUUGUGAACAGCUAUCCACAACAAUCACGGCGCAAAUAGCUAAAUGAGAGAGCAGCGGUUUGAUUUAUAUCGUUGUUCUCUGUAGAAAGGUCGCUGGUUCUAAUCCCCAAGCCGACUAGGUGAAAAAUCUGUCGAUGUGCCCUUGAGCAAGGCACUUAACCCUAAUUGCUCCUGUAAGUCGCUCUGGAUAAGAGCGUCUGCUAAAUGACUAAAAUGUAAAUGUAAAUAUCAAUUAGUGAUAUCCGUGUUGCCCGUAGGCUACACCACUGCUGUCAUCUUUACCUCCAAGCGUUUAUUCAAAUUGGAUGUACAAUCUUUGGAUGCCGACAGCAGUCGCACCAUUGGAAGACAUAGCUUGGACUGUAGCCUACCAAAAGCCUAUUCCUGCUCUUUUCCCACGAUGCAUCAAAUGGAUUUGGUGUGCCAUCAUAGUGAUCUGAUUUGUGGUCAGAUUCGCUAAGGCGGAACAAACUUAAACUCAAGCCUUUUUUCAGUGUUGAUUUGUAAGUCAUUGAGGAAAAAGAAAGGUGUCAUAAAGAUCUUUUUCGCAAACAUCAUUUCUGAAUUUAAAAGUAAUCCUAGAAGUAAUCCUAGUUUUUCAAACGUGUCUGUAAUCUGAAUACAAUAUUUUUGCUGGUAAUUUAACAGAUUACAGUUAGUUUUUUGUAAUCUGUUACUCCCCAACUGUGGUUAUAGCAGUAAACCCUAUGUAAUCUGUUACUCCCCAACUGUGGUUAUAGCAGUAAACCCUAUGUAAUCUGUUACUCCCCAACUGUGGUUAUAGCAGUAAACCCUAUGUAAUCUGUUACUCCCCAACUGUGGUUAUAGCAGUAAACCCUAUGUAAUCUGUUACUCCCCAACUGUGGUUAUAGCAGUAAACCCUAUGUAAUCUGUUACUCCCCAACUGUGGUUAUAGCAGUAAACCCUAUGUAAUCUGUUACUCCCCAACUGUGGUUAUAGCAGUAAACCCUAUGUAAUCUGUUACUCCCCAACUGUGGUUAUAGCAGUAAACCCUAUGUAAUCUGUUACUCCCCAACUGUGGUUAUAGCAGUAAACCCUAUGUAAUCUGUUACUCCCCAACUGUGGUUAUAGCAGUAAACCCUAUGUAAUCUGUUACUCCCCAACUGUGGUUAUAGCAGUAAACCCUAUGUAAUCUCGGUGUCUGUGACUAGUAGCCUAACUCCAGUCUUUGCCACUUUAAGAAUAUUGAGCUCAGAGUCCCCUUGAUUGAACUCAAAAUGGAAAGGUUAUGGUUACAGAUUGUCAGUCUUUAUGGUGGGAAAACAACAUCUAAGUAAUUAUUAAACAGGAGAGAGAGUGAGAGUGUAUUUUCUAACUGUGGAAGUUAAUUUCAAACAGGCCUCGAUUUAGACCAACACAAGUUUUACUCAUUACUGUACCUAUGUAUUUUGGUUUUCUGUAUUAGACUACUCUAACCCUUGUCAUAGUGUAACAGUCUUGGCCCAUGGGUUGUGUUUAUCUCUUUACAGAUGCUGCUCUGAGGUUCCUGGAUAGAAUAGCAGAGGAGCUUGGGCUGCCCAUGAAGAAAAUUGAGGUGUGUGUGUGUGGUUGGGUACAUCUCUUUGACAUUCAACUCUUCACACACUAGACCUCAUGUCAACUCUGUCCUCCUCACACCUGUCCGUAGGUCUGCCCCGGUAGAGUUGUGUCUAUCAUGACCUGGCAGGGGACCAACCCUACUCUGAAGUCCAUCCUGCUCAACUCCCAUACUGACGUUGUGCCUGUUUACCAGGUAAAUACCUGGGCCUGUAUUCAUAAAGCAUAUCAGAGUAGUACUGAUCUAGGAUCCGUUUUGUGUUUUAGAUCACAUUAAAUAAGAUCCAUGGACAGGGGGGACCUGAUCUUAGAUCAGCACUCUCAGUCUGAGACGCCCCUUGAAACCCCCUGUCGUCUUUACCACUAGUGAGAGGGGAAACGCAUGGAAAGGAACUCAUCCUAUGAAUGUGUCUCAUUCUAGGAACACUGGAAGUAUGAUUCGUUUGCUGCUGUGAAAGACCCAGAGGGCAACAUCUACGCUCGGGGAACACAGGACAUGAAGAGUGUCACCAUACAGUGAGUGUGAUGUCAUCACCACCCUGUUGGGAUAUUCUAUCGUAAGACAGCGGGUCAAAACUCCCAUUUAGGGUUGCAAAAUGUUGGUAACUUUCCCCAAAUUCCUAGGUUUUCCAGAAAUCCUAGUGGGUAUAUUAGUGGAAUCAGGAGGGAAUAAGCAUACAAUCUGGAACCCUCCAACCAGGAUUUCUUGAAAACCUGGGAAUUUUAGGAAACUUGCCAGAAAUGUGCAACUGUACUCCAAUUUCUAUGUUACCAGUGUCCUUCACAUCUCCCGUUUUUUUUAUUUUUUAUUUGCCUCAUAACCAAUAUGGCUACUGCUCGAUGUCUCCCAUAGGUAUAUCCAGGCCAUCAGAAGACUUAAAGCAGAAGGAAAGAAGUUUAUGCGCACCAUCCACCUAAUGUUUGUGCCAGGUAGCCAAUGACCGCUCAUCCUAAAACGGGCUUCUCAGAAUGUAAAACUGUGAUAACACUGUAAUAAUGUUGUAAUGGCAUGGGUGCGACCCAAAAGGCACCCUAUUUCUUAUAUAGUGCACUACUUUUGACCAGAGCCCUAUUGGCCUUGAUCAAAAGUAAUGCACUAUAUAGGGAGGAGGAUGCCAUUUGAAACUCAAUCCAUCAUUUGACACGGGCAUAGACAAUUUAAAAGCACUUUUGAUACCUUCUGAUAUAAAAAGGGCAUUGUAAAUAAAUGUGAUUGAUUGAGAUAUGCUUUAUUACUCUUUGCUCUGGAUUUGACACUUUGAAUGUCUUAGAUGAGGAGGUCGGAGGUCACAAAGGAAUGGAGACGUUCGUGAAGCUCCCAGAGUUUCAGGAAUUAAACAUUGGCUUUGCACUUGACGAAGGUAAAUAAACAAAAAACCUUUUCACCUUAUUAACACCCAAAUAUAAACAGAGGCCUGCAUCCCAAAUUACACACUAUUCUCUUUAUAGUGCACUACUUUUGACCAGGCCCCAUAGGGCUCUGGUGAAAAGUAGUGCACAAUGUAAGGAAUAGGGUGCCACUUGGGAUAUACUCAGAGACUAUCCAGCACUGAAACGAACACUUCCUUAGGCCCUAUACUUCCCUUUUGUCACCUGAUAUCUGUAUGUUUUAGGUCUUGCCAACCCUGGGGAAGCCUUCACUGUCUUCUAUGGCGAGAGGAAUCCCUGGUGUAAGUAUCAGCCCUGAGUAUUAGAGAUUCUGGCCCUAACUGUAACAAUGAAGAAUGAUCAAAUACACACGAGCACCCAGCAGUACGCACAAGAAAUGUAUCCUCCUCUCACCCUGGCCUUAGUCUGUCUGUGAUCCUAUCUCAAUUAGUCUUUCCUCGAUUCCUAUCUCCUCGCCUCCUUCUCCAACCUGGACUCUGGGGUAGACGUAACAUUGUAAAUGAAAAUCCGGGACACUCAAAUGACUAUGAUAUGUUACUUUUGGUAUGGUAUGUACACUGAACAAAAAUAUAAACGCAACGUGCAACAAUUUCAAAGAUUUUACUGCGUUGCAGUUCAAAUAAGGAAAUCAGUCAAUUUAAAUAAAUUAAUUAGGCCCUAAUCUAUAGAUUUCACAUGACUAGGCAGGGUGCAGCCAUGAGUGGGCCUGGAAGGGCAUAGGCCCACCAACUUGGCAGCCAGGCCCACCCACUGGUGAGCCAGCCCCAGCCAAUCAGAGUGAGUUUUUCCCCACAAAAGGGCUUUAUUACAGACAGAAUUACUCCUCAGCACCACCCACCCCCCCUCAGACGAUCCCGCAGGAGAAGAAGACAGAUGUGGAGGUCCUGGGUUGGCACGGGUACACGUGGUCUGCGGUUGUGAAGCCGAAUGGACGUACUGCCAAAUUCUCUAAAAUGACGUUGGAGGCAGCUUAUGGUAGAGACAUGAACGUUCAAUUAUCUGCUAACAGCUCUGGUGGACAUUCCUGCAGUCAGCAUGCCAAUUGCACAUUCCCUCAAAACUUGAGACAUCUGUGGCAUUGUGUUGUGACACAACUUCACAUUUUAGUGGCCUUUUAUUGUCUCCAGCACAAGGUGCACUUGGGUAAUGAUCAUGCUGUUUAAUCAGCUUUUUGAUAUGCUACACCUGUGGAUGGAGAAAUGCUCACUAACAGGGAUGUGAACAAAUUUGUACAAUUCGUAUGAUAUGUUACAACUUGCAAUUCGUACGAUAUGUUACGAAUUCCAAUUUGUUGUGGCUAACGUUAGCUAGAUGGCUAAUGUUAGCUAGGCUAAGGGUUAGGUUUAGGAGUUAGGUUAAAGGGGUAAGUUUAGGGGAAGGAUUAGCUAACAUGCUAAGUAGAUACAAAGUAGCUAGUAAGUAAGUGUUUAUAGUUGUUUAUUAGCUAAAAUGCUAAAGUUGUCCGUGAUGAGAUUUGAACACGCCACCUUUGGGUUGCUAGACGUUCGCCUUUUACCAACCACUCUACUUUAGUUUUUGCCUUAAAGGGGAAAUAUGCAGUAGCUACAUCCUGUUUUGGACUUUAAAAUUAUAUGUACCCAUUGAUUCUUGAAGAGUAUAACUUAUAAAUGCCUCAUGAGCUUAGUUCAGCUGUCAUACCCCAUCAGAACCCUAAAUAUAAGCUUAUUUUACUCCAAUGUUUGUAAACCAUGUAAAUGUAAACAAAUACUGUAUAGCCUCAAAACAUGGUUAAAACUAUCAUUUUGAUAUGGAUGGUCAGUCCUUGCAUCCAUAGCUAUGUCUAUGAAUUUGAGAGUGGUUACAUUUUUCCAGCCCCAUCCAUCAGUGUUUUUGUGAAACUUACGGGGAGGGGUUUUGUUAUUCUUUCAACUGCUGAUUGCCGCUUUAACAUUUACAUUUGACAUUUUAGUCAUUUAGCAGAUGCUCUUCACAGGAGGUUGGUGGCACCUUAAUUGGGGAGGACAGGCUCGUGGUAAUGGCUGGAGCGGAAUGGGUGGAAUGCCAUUCCAUUAACUCCGUUCCGUCCAUUAUUAUGAGCCGUCCUCCCCUCAGCAGCCUCCACUGAUUCUCUUAUCCACGUUAGGUUAUAUGUAACCAUACCAAAUGUAACAUAUCAUAUUAUUAAUUAGUGUCCCAGAUUUUCAUUUACUAUGUUAAGUCUAGUCUGAGACCAGUCUGCCUUCUCAAAUGUAUUGGAGAAGAAGGUCCAAGGAUCCUCCCCUCAGACCUUUUCCACCAAUGUGUUUUGAGAAAGAGGCGAGGAGAGAGGAUGUGAAAAAUAAUUUUUGGGAGAAAGAGCCUGUGUCUGUUUCCCUCAGGGAUAACGGUCCACUGCCCAGGCAGUCCUGGCCACGGCUCCAGGUUUGUGGAGAACACAGCUGCAGAGAAACUGGUAAGACUUCCUUUGUUCACAGCUAGAGGGACUUUGUGUGUCACAAAUAGCACCUUAUUCCCUGUGGGCCUUGGUCAAAUGUAUGGGCACUAUAGAGAAUAGGCGGAAGGUAGUCUAGCGGUUAAGAGCGUUGGGCCAGUAACUGAAAGGUUGCUGGUUUGAAUCCCUGAGCCAACUAGGUGGAAAAUCUGUUAAUGUGCCCUUGAGAAAUGCACUUAAUCCUAAUUGCUUUUGUAAGUCGCUCUGGAUAAAAGUGUCUGCUAAAUUACUCAAAUGUAGGUCACCAUUUUGGACACAGCCCUUGUCCGCACACACACUAUAGUUCCCGUGGCCAACUUGGCCAAAGAGAGCAGAAAAGGGUUCUGAUUCUGAUCACUUGGAGGAUGAUGAUGUCAGUGACCUCACCUGCUUUUGUCUGUCUCCCUUUUCUCAGCGCAGUAUUAUCAACUCCUUCCUGGACUUCAGAGAGAAGGAGAAACACAGGUCAGUAAGGCAGGAAGAGAGAUGAGUUCAGUCACUAGAGGGAGCCAUAGCUACUUAACAGGAAAGUGAUUUUAGUAUUUGUGUGUGUGUUGAAGGUUGAACACCAGCGAGUGUUUCACUCUUGGUGACGUCACCACCGUCAACAUGACCAUGGUGAAAGGAGGCGUGGCCUACAACGUCAUCCCUGCCGAGAUGGACGUCAGCUUCGACUUGAGAAUACCACCCACAGUCAAUUUGCAGGUGUGUCUGUGUGCCUUGUGUGCUAGGGAGGGGCAUUUGAAAUUAUCAACGUUGGGGAAGCUAAUCUGAAUAUGUAGUUUACCAAACUACCAACUAAGUUAAGCUACGCUAAAGCUACCCUUAAGAAAAAGAAAGUUACUUUGAAAAGGUAGGUCACUACAUCCAAACUACUGCUUCAUAAAUGAUCAAAUCUAACAAUAAAAGGCCACUCUAAAAUGUGCAGUUUUGUCACACAACACAAAUGUCUCAAGUUUUGAAGGAGCGUGCAGUUGGCAUGCUGACUGCAGGAAUGUCCAUCGAGCUGUUGCCAGAUAAUUUAAUGUUCAUUUAUCUACCAUAAGCUGCCUCCAACAUCGUUUUAGAGAAUUUGCAGGUUACCUUAGUGUUCUUGGGCACAGGGACUAUGGUGAUCUGCUUGAAACAUGUUGGUAUUACAGACUCAGUCAGGGAGAGGUUGAAAAUGUCAGUGAAGACACUUGCCAGUUGGUCAGCGCAUGCUCGGAGUACACGUCCUGGUAAUCGGUCUGGUCCUGCAGCCUUGUGAAUGUUGAACUGUUUAAAGGUCUUACUCACAUCGGCUACGGAGAGCGUGAUCACACAGUCAUCUGGAACAGCUGAUGCUCUCAUGCAUGUUUCAGUGUUACUUGCCUCAAAGUGAGCAUAGAAGUAAUUUAGCUCGUCUGGUAGGCUCGUGUCACUGGGCAGUUCGCGGCUGUGCUUCCUUUUCUAGUCUAUAAUAGUUUGCAAGCCCUGCCACAUCCAACGAGCGUCGGAGCCGGUGAAGUACGAUUCGAUCUUAGUCCUAUAUUGACGCUUUGCCUGUUUGAUGGUUCGUCGGAGGGCAUAGCUGUAUUUCUUAUAAGCUUCCAGGUUAGAGUCCCGCUCCUUGAAAGCGGCAGCUCUACCCUUUAGCUUAGUGCGGAUGUUGCCUGUAAUCCAUGGCUUCUGGUUGGGGUAUGUACGUACAGUCACUGUGGGGACGACGUCAUCGAUGCACUUAUUGAUGAAGCCGGUGACUGUAUGUACAUACCCCAACCAGAAGCCAUGGGCCUACAGUGCAUUCGGAAAGUGUUCAGACCCCUUGACCUUUUCCACAUUUUGUUACGUUACAGCCUUAUUCGAACAUUGAUAAAAAUUAGUUUUUUCCCCUGAUCAAUCUGCACACAAUAACCCAUAGUGAAUGGAAAUAUAACAUUUACAUAAGUAUUCAGACCCUUUACUCAGUACUUUGUUGAAGCACCUUUGGCAGUGAUUACAGCCUCAAAUCUUCUUGGGUAUGACGCUACAAGCUUGGCACACCUGUAUUUGGGGAGUUUCUCCCAUUCUUCUCUGCAGAUCCUCUCAAGCUCUGUCAAAUUGGAUGGGGUGCGUCGCUGCACAGCUAUUUUCAGGUCUCUCUGGAGAUGUUAGAUCUGGUUCAAGUCCGGGCUCUGGCUGGGCCACUCAAGGACAUUCAGAGACUUGUCCCGAAGCUACUCCUGCGUUGUCUUGGCUGUGUGCUUAGGGUCGUUGUCCUGUUGGAAGGUGAACCUUCGCCCCAGUUUGAGGUCCUGAGCGCUCUGGAGCAGGUUUUCAUCAAGGAUCUCUCUGUACUUUGCUCCAUUCAUCUAUCCCUCGAUCCUGACUAGUCUCCCAGUCCCUGCCGCUGAAACAUCCCACAGCAUGAUGCUGCCACCACCAUGCUUCAUCAUAGGGAUGGUGCCAGGUUUUCUCCAGACAUGAUGAUUGGCAUUCAGGCCAAAGAGUUCAAUCUUGGUUUCAUCAGACCAGAGAAUCUUGUUUCUGGCUGUCAUGUGCCUUUUACUGAUGAGUGGCUUCCGUCUGGCCACUCUACCGUAAAGGCCUGAUUGGUGAAGUGCUGCAGAGAUGGUUGUCCUUCUGGAAGUAGCUUAGUGGUUAAGAGCGUUGUGCCAGUAACCGAAAGGUCGCUGGUUCUAGUCCCCGAGCUGACUAGGUGAAAAAUCUGUCGAUGUGCCCUUGAGCAAGGCACUUAACCCUAAUUGCUCCUGUAAGUCGCUCUGGAUAAGAGCGUCUGCUAAAUGACUAAAAUGUAAAUGUAAAAUGUAUGGAAGGUUCUCCCAUCUCCACAGAGGAUCUGUGGAGCUCUGUCAGAGUGACCAUCGGGCCCUUCUCCCCCGAUUGCUCAGUUUGGCCGGGCGGCCAGCUCUAGGAAGAGUCUUGGUGGUUCCAAACUUCUUCAUUUUAAGAAUGAUGGAGGCCACUGUGUUCUUGGUGACCUUCAAUGCUGCGGAAAUGUUUUGGUACCCUUCCCCAGAUCUGUGCCUUGACACAAUCCUGUCUUGGACCUCUAUGGACAAUUCCUUCGACCUCAUGGCUUGGUUUUUGCUCUGACAUACACUGUCAACUCUGGGACCUUUAUAUAGACAGGUGUGUGUGUGUGUGCCUUUCCAAAUCAUGUCCAAUCAAUUGAAUUUACCACAGGUGGACUCCAAUCAAGUUGUAGAAACAUUUCAAGGAUGUUCAAUGGAAACAGGAUGCACCUGAGCUAAAUAUCGAGUCUCAUUGCAAAGGGUCCGAAUAAUUAUGUAAAUAAGGUAUUUCCGUUUUUUUCUUUUUUUAUACAUUUUCAAAAAUUUCUAAAAACUGUUUUUGCUUUGUCAUUAUGGGGUAUUGAUGAGGAUCUUUAAAAAAAAAUCAAUUUUAGAAUAAGGCUGUAACGUAACAAAAUGUGGAAAAAAUCAAGGGGUCUGAAUACUUUCCGAAUGCACUGUAUGCCCUCCCAAGCCCACCCAUGGCUGCGCCCCUGCCCAGUCAUGUGAAAUCCAUAGAUUAGGGCCUAAUUUAUUUAUUUCAAGUGACUGUUUUCCUUACGUAACUCAGUAAAAUCGUGUAAAUUGUUGCAUGUUGCGUUUAUAUUUUUGUUCAGUAUAGUUCCGCUACCGCCAAGCUACUGCAAAAUGUAGAUAAAUAGCUAAUUGAAAUACAUAGACUCCCCAACACUGGAAAUUAUUUCACUAUUCAAAUAAUAUCAUGAUUUUUUUCUUCAGAUAUCCAGAUAGACGAAAUUCUAAAAAUAAAAUAAAUUGCUCUACUCUCUUGACCAAUCAGAAUAUAGCAAAAUGCCACAACAGCAGACUGCGCAGUUGUUUUCAUGGUGCUAUAUUGGUUGUUUUUGGCUAACAGUAGCUUAGGCUAACAGCAACACAGUGAAAGAAGUCUGAUGCUCGCCAUCAUAGAACUGAUUCUGUUUCCCAAAAAGUUUUCUGGUGAGUGUUUUGCAUUGAUCUGUAUCAGGUCUAGUGGACCCUCCAUUGGUACUAGGCUAAUCGCUAUUUGAAGGGGGGAAAAUAGCAUACCGUUGUCAGGGCUGACUGGAGGGCUAAAUGUGCUAUGAUAUUGAGAGAAAAUUAGCUUGGAAAUAAAUAAAACAAUCACUUUGCGUCGUCAGAACUGUAGGAUACUUACAGUGCGCAACUGUAAAUGUGCAAUGUGCUGUCAAAGCCACGUGACGUCUGAAGCCGCAGAAGAAAACAUAAACACUACAUUCUAAAGUUUGUUGUUUUAUUAAAUGUAAGCAUUUCAAAUGUCAUGGUAUGUCCUUGUGUGUAACAAUGUAACAUGGACAAUUUCAUUUCAUUUAGACAAAGCUUUUUCAUUGUUAAAAUAGGCCUAAAAGAAAUUCUCAGAAUGAUUACUCUCACCAAGUGUUCGAAUACUAACGUCCAUUUGGAUAUCCGGAUAUUCCCUGCCCAUCCCUACUGUGCCGGGGUUAUUAUUAUACACAGUUCAGCUCAAUGUUAUCUUCAACAUUUCAAAUCUUUUAUUCCAUUGUUAGGAGUUCGAGGAGCAGAUUAAGAAGUGGUGUAAGGAGGCGGGAGAGGGCAUCACGUAUGAGUUUGCUCAGGUCAGUACAAUAAACUGCGUCUCUCCGUACACACACUUGUGUAUGAGAAUGGAGACACCUGAUCACAGAUCAGUAGAGGAUGCUAUAAAGUGUUCUCAUCUGGGUCGUAUUCACAAGGUACGAAAUGGAAGUAAACGGACCCAAACAGGGAGCGACUCCCUAAACUUUCCAAGAAGAAACACUUGUUUUGUUUUCCGUUGUGAAAUGUUUUGCUACGGUGUACAUUAAUGAAUAUGACCCAGUUGUAAAACGUUCUUUGUCCUCCUCCACAGAAACACAUGAACCAGAAUGUGACAUCCACAGAUGAGAGUGACCCUUGGUGGAACACCUUCAGCACAACCUGCAAAGCCAUGUGAGGACACACACACAUACACAUACACAGACACACACACACACACACACACACUCAGUAAAGGUUAGCUUCAUCUGAAUUUCUCUCGCCUCAGGAAAAUUACUUUGGAAAAGGAGAUCUUUCCUGCAGCCACGGACAGUCGCUUCAUCAGAGCGGUGAGUUAGAGCUAGGGCUGUUGUGGUGGCCGUAUUACCGCCACACCGGCGGUCACGAGUCAUGAAGGCAGUCAAAUUCCAUGUGACCGUUUAGUCACGGUAAUUAGGCUUCUCCAAGCUCUGAUGCUACUGAUGGUCAUUAGUAGCCUACCAAACUUGCCAACUGCCUGGUACUCAGCACUCUAUUGUCCCUCUAAUCACUCUGACAUCAAUGCAAAUAAUAUCGAAAAUCUAAUCAAACACUUCAUGAGAGCUCAUAUUGCGCAACAUUUCUAAAGGCUAUGCAAUUGUGUGAGAAAACAGAGUGAUAACCUCUAUUAAAAAGAGGAGGACCCAUCAGCUUUCUAUAGGCUAGGCCUACUAUAUUUAUUUCUCUACUUUCCUAAUAUUAAGCACAUUGCUUAUAUUUACCACAGGAGGAUAGCCUACCUGGCUGGCAUGAAAAUGAACCACGGGAAAAGCGUCCUCCAUUCGCUAUUUAAGUGCAUAGAUGACAUGUAUUUUUUCCAACUGCCCCUGUUUUGAGACAGGUGCAUGAUAAUGGUCCGUUCUAAAUCAAAACAAAUUUCACACAUAUUAUUUAGUAUACAGUACCAGUCAAAAGUUUGGACACACCUACUCAUUCCAGGGUUUUUCUUUAUUUUUACUAUUUUCUACAUUGUAGAAUAACAGUGAAGACAUAAACUAUUAAAUAACACAUAUGGAAUCAUGUAGUAACCAAGAAAGUGUUAAACAAAUCAAAAUAUAUUUUAUAUUUUUGAUUCUUCAAAGUAGCCACCCUUUGCCUUGAUGACAGCUUUGCACAUUCUUGGCAUUCUCUUAACCAGCUUCACCUGGAAUGCUUUUCCAACAGUCUUGAAGGAGUUCCCACAUGUGCUGAGCACUUGUUGGCUGCUUUUCCUUCACUCUGCGGUCCAACUCAUCCCAAACCAUCUCAAUUGGGUUGAGGUGGGGUGAUUGUGGAGGCCAGGUUAUCUGAUGCAGCACCCCAUCACUCUCCUUCUUGGUCAAAUAGCCCUUACACAGCCUGGAGGUGUGUUUUGGGUCAUUGUCCUGUUGAAAAACAAAUAGUCCCACUAAGCCCAAACCAGAUGGGAUGGUGUAUCGCUGCAGAAUACUGUGGUAGCCUUGCUGGUUAAGUGUGCCUUGAAUUCUAAAUAAAUCACAGACGGUGUCACCAGCAAAGCACCAUCACACCUCCUCCUCCAUGCUUCACAGUGGGAACCACACAUGCGGAGAUCAUCCGUUCACCUACUCUGUGUCUCACAAAUCUCAAAUUUGGACUCAUCAGACCAAAGGACAGAUUUCCACCGGUCUAAUGUCCAUUGCUCAUGCUUCUUGGCCCAAGCAAGUCUCUUCUUAUUAUUGGUGUCCUUUAGUAGUGGUUUCUUUGCAGCAAUUCGACCAUGAAGACCUGAUUCACGCAGUCUCCUCUGAACAGUUGAUGUUGAGAUGUCUGUUACUUGAACUCUGUAAAGCAUUUAUUUGGGCUGCAAUCUGAGGUGCAGUUAACUCUAAUGAACUUAUCCUCUGCAACAGAUGUAACUCUGGGUCUUCCUUUCCUGUGGCGGUCCUCAUGAGAGAUGGUUUUUGCGACUGCACUUGAAGAAACUUUAAAUGUUCUUGACAUUUUCCGGAUUGACUGACUUUCAUGUCUUAGUAAUGAUGGACUGUCGUUUCUCUUUGCUUAUUUGAGCUGUUCUUGCCAUAAUAUGGACUUGGUCUUUUACCAAAUAGGGCUAUCUUCUGUAUACCACCCCUACCUUGUCACAACACAACUGAUUGGCUCAAACACAUUAAGAAGGAAAGAAAUUCCACAAAUUAACUUUUAAGAAGGCACACCUGUUAAUUGAAAUGCAUUCCAGGUGACUACCUCAUGAAGCUGGUUGAGAGAAUGCCAAGAGUGUGCAAAGCUGUCAUCAAGGCAAACGGUGGCUAUUUGAAGAAUCUCAAAUAUAAAAUAUAUUUUCAUUUGUUUAACACUUUUUUGGUUACUACAUGAUUCCAUAUGUGUUAUUUUGUAGUUUUGAUGUCUUCACUAUUAUUCUACAAUGUAGAAAAUAUUAAGGAUAAAGAAGAACCCUGGAAUGAGUAGGUGUGUCCAAACUUUUGAUAAUGUUUGUAUCACAACUAAAGUGGCCAAAUAACUUCUUGAAAUUAAGCACAUUCAUCUGCUUUACAAGGGGUGUAGAGCUUAACUGGCAUACAUAAGCAGCGCGUGAGUUUCAAGUUUGGGCAAGAUCAUUUUCACCAUAAAAAUGUACCUUUUUAUAAUAAAAGCGUUACCUGCAUAAUCGCGUAUGACUUUUGAUAAUGGUGUUUUCCCGCUAAUGGAACAUUUCUGCUUAUUACUGCCAUGUGCACAUUGCUGCACUUAUAAUGUGAAGAAAUAGCCUAAUAGUUUAUCAACAUUUUAAGCUAAACGUUCUGAUCUGUUGUGUCAGCCACAUUGUGUAUACAGUGGGGGGGGAAAAGUAUUUAGUCAGCCACCAAUUGUGCAAGUUCUCCUACUUAAAAAGAUGAGAGGCCUGUAAUUUUCAUCAUAGGUACACAUCAACUAUGACAGACAAAUUGAGAGAAAAAAAUCACAUUGUAGGAUUUUUAAUGAAUUUAUUAGCAAAUUAUGGCGGAAAAUAAGUAUUUGGUCACCUAAAAACAAGCAAGAUUUCUGGCUCUCACAGACCUGUAACUUCUUCUUUGAGAGGCUCCUCUGUCCUCCACUCCGUUACCUGUAUUAAUGGCACCUGUUUGAACUUGUUAUCAGUAUAAAAUACACCUGUCCACAACAUCAAACAGUCACACUCCAAACUCCACUAUGGCCAAGACCAAAGAGCUGUCAAAGGACACCAGAAACAAAAUUGUAGACCUGCACCAGGCUGGGAAGACUGAAUCUGCAAUAGGUAAGCAGCUUGGUUUGAAGAAAUCAACUGUGGGAGCAAUUAUUAGGAAAUGGAAGACAUACAAGACCACUGAUAAUCUCCCUCGAUCUGGGGCUCCACGCAAGAUCUCACCCCGUGGGGUCAAAAUGAUCACAAGAACGGUGAGCAAAAAUCCCAGAACCACACGGGGGGACCUAGUGAAUGACCUGCAGAGAGCUGGGACCAAAGUAACAAAGCCUACCAUCAGCAACACACUACGCCGCCAGGGACUCAAAUCCUGCAGUGCCAGACGUGUCCCCCUGCUUAAGCCAGUACAUGUCCAGGCCCGUCUGAAGUUUGCUAGAGUGCAUUUGGAUGAUCCAGAAGAGGAUUGGGAGAAUGUCAUAUGGUCAGAUGAAACCAAAAUAGAACUUUUUGGUAAAAACUCAACUCGGGGGGGGGGGGGUGCUACACCAAUGCUAAUAACUAUAAGUUAAGGAUAACUAUAAGAAAUCUUAAGAUGUGUUAAAUAAAUGAUAUCCAGCUAUGCAUUUCACUUGCUACAUACAGUGAGGGAAAAAGGUAUUUGAUCCCCUGCUGAUUUUGUAUGUUUGCCCACUGACAAAGACAUGAUCAGUCUAUAAUUUUAAUGGUAGGUUUAUUUGAACAGUGAGAGACAGAAUAACAACAAAAAUGUUAUAAAUUGAUUUGUAUUUUAAUGAAGGAAAUAAGUAUUUGACCCCUCUGCAAAACAUGAUUUAGUACUUGGUGGCAAAACCCUUGUUGGCAAUCACAGAGGUCAGACGUUUCUUGUAGUUGGCCACCAGGUUUGCACACAUCUCAGGAGGGAUUUUGUCCCACUCCUCUUUGCAGAUCUUCUCCAAGUCAUUAAGGUUUCGAGGCUGACGUUUGGCAACUCGAACCUUCAGCUCCCUCCACAGAUUUUCUAUGGGAUUAAGGUCUGGAGACUGGCUAGGCCACUCCAGGACCUUAAAGUGCUUCUUCUUGAGCCACUCCUUUGUUGCCCUGGCCGUGUGUUUUGGGUCAUUGUCAUGCUGGAAUACCCAUCCACGACCCAUUUUCAAUGCCCUGGCUGAGGGAAGGAGGUUCUCACCCAAGAUUUGACGGUACAUGGCCCCGUCCAUCGUCCCUUUGAUGCGGUGAAGUUGUCAUGUCCCCUUAGCAGAAAAACACCCCCAAAGCAUAAUGUUUCCACCUCCAUGUUUGACGGUGGGGAUGGUGUUCUUGGGGUCAUAGGCAGCAUUCCUCCUCCUUCAAACACGGCGGGUUGAGUUGAUGGCAAAGACCUCGAUUUUGGUCUCAUCUGACCACAACACUUUCACCCAGUUCUCCUCUGAAUCAUUCAGAUGUUCGUUGGCAAACUUCAGACGGGCCUGUAUAUGUGCUUUCUUGAGCAGGGGAACCUUGCGGGCGCUGCAGGAUUUCAGUCCUUCACGGCGUAGUGUGUUACCAAUUGUUUUCUUGGUGACUAUGGUCCCAGCUGCCUUGAGAUCAUUGACAAGAUCCUCCCGUGUAGUUCUGGGCUGAUUCCUCACUGUUCUCAUGUUCAUUGCAACUCCACGAGGUGAGAUCUUGCAUGGAGCCCCAGGCCGAGGCACAUUGACAAUUAUUUUGUGUUUCUUCCAUUUGCGAAUAAUCGCACCAACUGUUGUCACCUUCUCACCAAGCUGCUUGCCGAUGGUCUUGUAGCCCAUUCCAGCCUUGUGUAGGUCUACAAUCUUGUCCCUGACAUCCUUGGAGAGCUCUUUGGUCUUGGCCAUGGUGGAGAGUUUGGAAUCUGAUUGAUUGCUUCUGUGGACAGGUGUCUUUUAUACAGGUAACAAACUGAGAUUAGGAGCACUCCCUUUAAGAUUGUGCUCCUAAUCUCAGCUCGUUACCUGUAUAAAAGAAACCUGGGAGCCAGAAAUAUUUUUGAUUGAGGAGGAGUCAAAUACUUAUUUCCCUCAUUAAAAUGCAAAUCAAUUCAUAACAUUUUUGACAUGCGUUUUUCUGGAUUAUUUUGUUGUUAUUCUGUCUCUCACUGUUCAAAUAAACCUACCAUUAAAAUUAUAGACUGAUCAUGUCUUUGUCAGUGGGAAAACGUACAAAAUCAGCAGGGGAUCAAAUACUUUUUUCCCUCACUGUAAGUGGCUAGAUGUCAAAAUCAAGCUUCUUCGUGACAGCAGACAUUCAAUUCCCUCCUAGAUCAAGAUCCCUGUUUUAUGUGCGAUUUCUAUUUAAUUUUUUUAUAGCGCCCCUUGUGUGCACUUCCGGUAAUACCGUAUACCUUGGUAUGGUACAGAAACGGAAUGAAAAUCUGGAUACCGCCCAACCCUAGUACACCAUCACAACAUCUUACUUUCAAACACUUAGAACUGCAUGUGUUUUUAUGUGUUUAUGACCUCAGGACAAAACAUGUUUUGUUAUUGUAGAAGCUUGCACUUCAAAGCUAUGUCCAUAUGUGUUGUUCAUUUUACUUGAUCAUUAGGAGAAGAAAUGCUUCAUAAAUGCCACAAGCUAAACAUCUCCAUAGAGACAAACCACUGUGCUUUGAAUGAGCUAAAUGUGGUUCUCCCUUUAAAUGCAUCUCUCUUGAGAUUGAUAAGAUAUUUGGUGCAAUAGUAGAGCGAGGGCCCUUACCUAAAAAAAUGACAUUCAAAGUUGUUCUAUGCUGUUUUAUUCAUUGAGGCAACAAGACCAAAAACAUAAGUGUAAAUAUAAGUGUUUUUGCUGUUAUGUCAUUGUCAGUGUGUCAGAUAUUAGUUGCAAUGCUUUCUUGACAAAAAGGAGGAUCUUUCAAUCAUGUUUGUGUCCUGCUGUAGGUGGGCCUCCCUGCCAUCGGCUUCUCCCCAAUGAACCGGACCCCCAUCCUGCUGCACGACCACAACGAAUAUCUGAACGAGCAGGUCUUCCUCAAAGGCAUUCAGGUGUAUGAGAACCUAGUGCCAGCAUUAGCCAAUGUGCCUGCUCUGCCUUGCGAUGCCUAGAGCAGCAAUUCUUAACUGGUGGGUGACCCUAAUUUGAUUUUUUUAAAAAUUUGCCACUCGAAUAUUGGGUCACGACUGAGGCAACCCAGUUAAAUGUGUGUCCCGAAACCAAACCAGUUGAGAACCUCGGCUACUUCACAUCCUGUGUCUCGUAACCUCUCCUUGGCACGUGUCGGUCUGAUCUGACACAUCUCACAGAUAACCAUCUGAAUUAUUCAAGAUUAGUUUUAGAAUAAUCCAGAAGGCAGCGCCAAAGAAUAAAAUGAGAUUACUUCAUCCAGAUAUAAUUUAUAAUAGUCCAAUUUAGCACUUCACAUUUGGCACUAUGCCUUCUGUAUGCAUAAAAUCUAUUUUAUUUUCUCUGACCAUACAUAGCAACUCAGGACACCGUUAUACCAUUGCAUUACACAACAUUGUAAUAACAGCCUUGUAACAACAUUAUACUUAAGAGAAUGUGUUUAAUGUGUCUGUGUAAGAGGUCUUGACAAAGGGUGUGAUCAUUCACUACUCUAAUCAAUGUAUGGAUUUAAGUCUUAAAUGCUUAUCAAAGAUGUAUUAGAGAUAAGCAACACGGUUAUAUCAGAUGACGCUCUUUGAAGUUGGUAAUUAAAAUGCUGCUUGAUCCAAACCUUGCACAGAAUUACUUCAGAUGUCCCUCCACAAUAUUACUUAUCCACUUAAACCUAGCAUCCACUAUCCCCUCAUUUAUUCUAGUUGAUCUGCCAUUUGCUCUUUGGACAACUUUCUAACAGCCAUUUGUUUAAAACAACUUAGAUUCACAGUUAGUGAAAUUGAGCUAUAGUGGAAAUAUAACAUUACAUUACAUUUGAGUCAUUUAGCAGACGCUCUUAUCCAGAGCGACUUACAGGAGCAAUUAGGGUUAAGUGCCUUGCUCAAGGGCACAUCGACAG